AUGGAGUUUUGCGGCAGUGCCCUGGCCGCCUUGGGCGUGGAAGUGCGGAAGACCAUCACCAGCAUGGUGGUUGAGGCCGGUGGCAAGAACGGCAUCAUACCUGCCGACCAGGCCACCUUUGAUUAUGUGGACAGCAGAACUCACGACGCCUAUGAGCCAAUGUACAGUGACGAUGGGUCGUGGUACGAGGUGGAGUACAGGGUCGACGUGCAGAAAUUGGAGCCCCUCGUCGCGGCCCCGCACUCUCCAGACAACAGGAAGACUGCGCACGAGUGCUCUGAAACUUGCAUCGACCGCGUCUACAUUGGCUCGUGCACUGGUGGCAAAAUGGAGAGCUUCAUGGCGGCAGCAAAGCUCCUGCACACGGCUGGGCAGCAGGUCAAGGUGCCCAUCUACCUCGUCCCCGCCACGCAAAAGGUCUGGGCUGACGUGUAUGGCCUUCUCGUGCCCGGCUGCGACGGCAGGACGGCGGCGGAGAUCUUCGAGGCGGUUGGCUGCAUCACGCCUGCGUCGCCCUCCUGUGCGGCGUGCCUUGGCGGGCCCAAGGAUACGUUUGCAAGAUUGAACGAGCCCGAGGUCGUGGUGUCCACGACCACCAGGAACUUCCCUGGGCGGAUGGGGCACAAGGAGGGGCAGAUCUACCUAGUGUCACCCUAUGCUGCUGCAGCGUCAGCCCUGUUGGCACUGUCUGCGAUCCCAGGGAAUUUUUGUAGGGGAAUUCAAUGCGUGCAGUCCGCUGGCCUGGGCAACAUGCUUUGGCAGCAGUUGUGCACUGGACGCUCUGCUUGA
Messenger RNA from Ostreobium quekettii, 789 nucleotides. The record is from the annotation of a GenBank genome assembly. NCBI's taxonomy places the organism in Eukaryota, Viridiplantae, Chlorophyta, Ulvophyceae, Bryopsidales, Ostreobiaceae.